Notodromas monacha is the source of this 2985-nucleotide messenger RNA. The record is from the annotation of a GenBank genome assembly. Lineage: Eukaryota; Metazoa; Arthropoda; Ostracoda; Podocopida; Cyprididae.
AAGGAAAUGUUUGUGUUGCAGGUGGAAAAGAAGUGCUUGUGAAUGGGUUUUGAAGGCAUUGUGUCUGGUGCCCAAACAUGGGGCUGGAGGAGUUCAUACGAGACGCCUUGCAACCAGGGCAGUCAGGUUCAGCUACACCCGGCCGCGUGUCUGAUGGUUCUCGCGAACGCAUCAGACGAACGGGGAAAAACUUCCUUCCCAGGUGCCUUCAGUCAUUAAUGCAAAUCUUCCUCAUCAUAGAAUUAUGCGGGAUUUGGUUCAAUCCCGUAAACGGAGCAUCGGAUGAGCCAAACGAAAUUGUUAGCCUACAUUCAAUGUGCAAAGGAGAUCGUCUAUCAAAGCGUCGAAUGAUCAACUCGGGCAUUGUUCUUUGGUCUGGUACUGAUCCAAAUAUGAACUGCAAGGUUACGUUCCAAACCGGCACUGCUCUUCAGCAUUUCUUGAUUCGGUUCGACAAUCUACGACUUGACUGCAAUGACAAGCUCCUGAUUUUUGACAGUGAUCAUUCAGACUCCGAACCAAAGUUGCAACUUAGCUGCAAAAAUAUGCCCUCGACUGUUGGAUCAGUACAAAUUCCUUCGAAUCACCUCACCAUAGUUUUCCUUACUGACCAAGAAGGAUUAGAUGAUUUCGGUUUCCGGAUGGUCAUUACUGCGUUCAAGAAGCCCGGCACGUAUGAUUGCCCAGAUUUUGAGUGCGUGCAGAGCGCUGUUUGCAUAAGCUCUGCGUUGGUUUGUGAUGGAGUGAAGCACUGUGAUGAUGGCUCUGACGAAGCUUUGAGUGCAGGAUGUCCCGUUUCUGCGGGAAAUCUGGAGGAAUACGUGGGAAAGAACGGGUUGAUAGCGAUAGCGGUUGGUGUUGGAGGCCUGCUGCUAAUCUGCUUAACCGUGGUCAUUGUCAAGUGCUCUCGUCGUGAUGGAAGAGGCGCAUAUCAACAGAGUCUCCAUCAAAUGCAAUAUCAGAGUGAAGAGGCAUUCAAACGCCAGGCAGGUAGCACUGUGUCACAUCCAGGACACGACAUAAUGCUACGGAAUGGAGUGAAACAAGCGUGUGGAGCGUACGAUGACAUGGAUGCGAUAGGUAUGACAUCUGUUCCGAAUAUGGGAAACGCGGUGCUCCCUGUAGAUGGGAUGAGGUUCGACGGGUACACGGAUCUACAUCUGGGCAAAUGAGCCCUCCUUCAAGCAAAGUAUUGCAGAGCCAGGAAGGCGAAUGGUUUGUUUGAAGAUAUACCACCUGCAGGGAGCUGAAAAACCAAGCGUGUGUCCCGGUUUUUUUCUUUUUAUUGGAAAGGAAGAUCAGGAUGGAAACAGUUUUGUCUGUGCAGUCCGUUGCACUCGCCGUACUGUUCGAAUUUCCCAGCGUUUCUAUGUUUGUAGCUAAACUGAUCGGGAAAUUUCUGUUCGUCAGACUCGUUCCGAUAUCGAAAGCUUUCCAGUCUUGUCCUAACUUCAUGAGGAUAUUUUUCUAGUCGCAUGAACGAAAUAAUUCUGAUCAUCUAGACUUUAGAGUAUCUUUCAAUUUUUCGAGGUGAACCUGUGAAGGAAAUCUGUAUCAGAUUACAUUUGAGCAAAAAUUGGAUCGGCCUCUUGUGACGCUUGAACGACAUUCGCUGUUAUAGAGUUUUAAGAGUAGUUCAACUUCGCGAGUGUGAGUUUCAACUUUGUGUCUUAUUGAAUAUCCCGAGGGCAACGAGAACGAUUUUCCACCCAUCUUUUAAAAAUUGCGUGAAUUGUGGACGUUAUAAUGUUCGUGCAAGUUCAAACCAUAUCGGAAAAAUUAUUUUCGAGAACUAUUGGCGUCCCAUGUAGUGAAACAUUUUAGUAAGUUUCUAAAUCUGCGUUUCUCAGCUUGAAGUUUAGAACUUCAUGGUUAUCUGAAUAGUUUCAAAUUGAUCUGGAAUCUUGAUGAAAUUCUCAUCUGUUCCUGCAUUCCAUUUCUUUUAAUUUAAUAUGAAAGUUGAAAUUAUGUUUAUAGUAAACGUUUUCCCUAGCAUCUUGAUCUUUUUCGAAAUUGCUCAAACAUACAGAUUUUGAAUGUGGUGAAGCAGUUGCGAUCAGUAUUGAAAAUCUCAGGCUGGUUAAGUUGAAGGUUUUGAGGCAGUUUUUGUGUUCAGCAGAUGGUUUUCUGAAUUUCGCGUGAUGGUUCAUUUAUUUCAGAAACAUUUGUAAUUAGAUAUACUGUUUGUCUAGGAAUUGUUCUUAGAUCGACGCGAGAAUCUCGUUCAAAGACAGAUAUUCUGGUCAUCGUACUCUAUGUCGUGAGAUUUUUACUGGUCACGUUUAUUCACUGAUCUCCGUUGUGUUCCUUUUUAUUUGAUGUUCGUACGAAUGUGUAAACUGUUCGUGGACUUGAGAGACCUGAUUGAAGCGUUCCAUUUUGCAGUUCUUGUCUUGUGUAGUAUCAGUUAUCCGCUAAUCGCGUUGGAUCAAGAUCUAGGCUAAACAUUCGCAGCAUUGAGCUAAUGUCGUAUGACACACUUUCGUGCGGCAUGGAAUUUAUCGUGUUCGAUGAUAAGUCAAGAAUGGCUCCUCAUCUCCUGUUCCUACUUCACUUUUUUAAGCAUUCCGUGUGAACUUGCAAAAAUAGAGCUAAUUUUUUCCAACAUUCCUAGCGUCUUUAUUCCGUACGCAGUAGUGAUUUUUUUGAAUAGCGUAGUUCGGUUAUUCAGAAAAGUGUUGGGCGGGUCGCUGUCAUUGAUGUUUCAAAUAUUCUCUCGUUCAUCUCGGGUUUCUGUUUCAAAGGUGAGAAGAAAAUUUACGCGUAGUGCACGAAGAAUCGGUGAUUUUCAUUCUUGAUCUUCUGCUUGAUGAGAUAUUUGAAAUCUCUUAAGCUGUUCAAUUCAGUGAUCGGAAUAGUCAAAAAAAAAUUGGAAACAAUUCUUCGCUUGUUGAGUCAUGUCGUGAACAGUUUUUUUUUUUUUUUUUGCGCGCGAACAAUUCGUCGUAAAUUCAAGUGUAUUCAGUUUGCACUGCCUUGGAAUUU